Myxocyprinus asiaticus (Chinese sucker) is the source of this 10031-nucleotide messenger RNA. RefSeq names its product calmodulin binding transcription activator 2 (gene camta2). Gene Ontology annotation, molecular function: protein binding; double-stranded DNA binding; transcription coregulator activity. The coding region runs from base 109 to 4602 and encodes 1497 amino acids. NCBI's taxonomy places the organism in Eukaryota, Metazoa, Chordata, Actinopteri, Cypriniformes, Catostomidae. Gene Ontology annotation, biological process: regulation of transcription by RNA polymerase II. Gene Ontology annotation, cellular component: nucleus. The record is from RefSeq and is a predicted model, not a curated record. The transcript is spliced from 23 exons.
CAGCGGUGUAAAGAACAUGGCACUCGUGAAGGCGGAAGUGUUACAGUUUAGUCCUCCCUGGAUUGUGUGACUGCCCCCUACAGACGGGAGGAGUGAGUGAACUUCACCAUGAACAACAAAGACAGCACUACAGAGUCUGAGAGCAGUGGUCAGAUGAAAGUGUUUUUGCCCAAUAAACUGUUGGAGUGUUUACCGCGCACAACCACGUUACCCAAAGAGAGACUGCGCUGGAACACUAAUGAGGAAAUUGCCUCCUUUCUAAUAUCAUUUGACAGACAUGAGGAGUGGCUGUCCUGCACUCUUAAGACCAGGCCACAGAACGGUUCAAUUAUCCUGUACAAUCGCAAGAAAGUAAAAUACCGUAAAGAUGGAUACUGCUGGAAGAAACGAAAAGACGGAAAGACGACAAGAGAGGAUCACAUGAAGCUGAAGGUGCAGGGCAUGGAGUGUCUUUACGGUUGUUAUGUUCAUUCCUCCAUCGUCCCCACAUUCCACAGGAGAUGCUACUGGCUCCUGCAGAAUCCAGACAUAGUUCUGGUGCACUACCUGAAUGUGCCCUCACUAGAGGACAGUGGGAAGUCAUGUGGCCCGCUGUCGUGUGCACGGACCGACCGCCGCGACAGCCUACGCUGGAGCCGAGACGAACUGGUCUCACAACUCAAACCCAUGUUUCACAGUAUAAAGUGGUCUUGUGGAGGGAAUGGUUCAGUGGAACUCUCAGUGGAGCAGAUGGUACAACAGAUCCUAGAAACCCAACAGACCAAACCACAACCACGAACACACACCUGCCUAUGCGCAUCUCCCGGCUCCAACAUUCCUCACCGCUGCAACAGCACAAAACAUCGCAUCAUCUCCCCCAAACUGCCCACCUGCGCCACCACUUACCCCGCCCACACCGAGCUGCAGAAUCUGGCCAGUGACGGCUCAGGAGCGGAGGUCAGCCGAGAGGCGGGACCAGGCGAUGCGUUAGUCGCUGUUGUGCCUUCAGAGAGGAAGCAGUCACCUGGUAAGCCAGAAGACUCGGGGCGAGCCAUUAGUGAGGAAACAGGGGGUGUGGCUUCACCAUGCUCCGCUUCUUCAUCCUCCUCUUCGAGUCCACCGCUAAUCCAACGGGAAGCAACCAUCGCAGUUAGUAAUGGAAACAGGUUCUAUGGUGACCAGCGGAGUGGACUUGCUACCGUGGCCCUGCCGCAGAAUGCUGUCAUCGUCAUGACGACAGCUGCACCAGUGGGGCGUGGCAGCGAGGAGUUGAAGAGCGAGCUGGGCUCCACCCGAUUGUCGCUCACCCCUGCCGGCGGGCGGCUUGUCUUGUCUCCGGUAAUGCCCAAACAUGAUAUGCCCUGUCCUCCAAGCACUGUCUCGCCACCAAGCCCCACCCCGGCCAAUCAGGGUGUGGCCACGCUGUCACUCACUUUAAUGCCCAGCCCUGUGAUUGGAGGACUGCUCCUUGCUGAGCGCAUUAUUCCGGAAGCUCCCGGGACACUCCUGCACCCGGUGUCCCCAUCACCCUCACUGCUCCCAUUUGACCCUGACUCUUUCCUCAACAGCCCUAAACAGGGGCAGACUUACGGAGGCCCCACCCUCCUGCCCCACAGCUCUGCCCACUCUUUUUCUAGCUCCUCUCCAUCCCCACCCCCCUCCAUGUCUCCUCAGCCCCCGUUUCUCUCCCAGUCUCUUUCGCCCACUUCGCCGCCAUCGUCUCUGUUUUCUUUCUCUUCUGAGACGGAGAGGAAGAUCAACCCGGGUCAUCCGGCCUCCAGCCCCGCCUCUCUGUCUUCUUCCCUCUCUCUUUCGCUCUCUCCAACUCGCUCUACUCCCGCACUGCCUCCUUUGUGUCUGGAGUCGUCUUUAGGUCUUGAUUCGAUGACACCACCACUGAGUCCCACCCUUGGUAUGCAGGAGUCCUCCGAAGCUCCUCCUACUGGAUUUGACAAUCACUCCAAUCAGCACUCACCUUCCCAACACGUGGACAACCAGUUAGCAUCCACCAAUCAACUCCCAAUGACCCAAAUAACACAAAGUCAACAAUCCCUUGAAGUCCUACCGACCAAUCAGUUGCCUCUUGAAGCAGAGAAGGCAGAUCUUAGACAGCAGCCACUUCAGGUGCCAUCUUGUCUCCUGGCAACCCACUCAACGUGCAUUCAACAGCAAUAUUUGACCCCUCCUCCAGCCACGCCCACAAGUGGAAAGGUGAGUCCCAUACAAGUGAAGGAGGAACAAUCCCCGCCCACUCAGGGGCCGUUUGAAUCAGAUGUGACUCCUAUGGAUACCACCCACAGUUCUGACUCAACUCACAAUGAGGAGGCGGGACUCACGUUUGACUCCACCUUCCCUGACUUCAUAUCUAAGCUGAUUACUGAUGAGACCAUGAACCACACCUCCACCCCAGCCCCACCCGUUUACCCCGUCAGGUACAUGGUUCCACCUCAGCCGACACCGUCUACCUCGUUCCUGCCCUUCCCUCUCCUUACAAACACCCACUCACUAGCGGCCAGUGGCUCACCUGAGGACGGCCAACGUUUGGCCAACAUCACAGACUUCUCACCUGAGUGGUCAUACCCAGAGGGUGGAGUGAAGUUGUUGAUCACAGGUCCGUGGUCUGAAACAGAUGGCCGAUAUGCAUGUGUGUUUGAUCAGAGUCGAGUACCUGCUUCUCUCAUUCAGCCAGGUGUGCUGCGCUGCUACUGUCCAGCUCAUGAAGCUGGACUUGUCACUCUUCACGUGUUGAAGGAUUGUAGUGCCGUCUCCACUUCUGUGCUGUUUGAGUAUCGUGCCCGCAAUGCGUCAUCCUUACCGAGCUCUCAGCUGGACUGGUUAUCACUGGAUGAUAAUCAGUUCAGGAUGUCGAUUCUGGAGCGGUUGGAGCAGAUGGAGCGCAGGAUGACAGAAAUGACCAACAACAAUCAACAACAUCAACAACAACAGUAUCAUCAUCAUCAUCAGAGCCAUCAGAGUCAUGCACCUCGAUUAACACCUGAGAACCAAUCGGGACUGUGGUUCGAGCGGAGAAUCGUGGCAGUGUGUGAGCAGAUGAUGUUGAGCGGUCGAUGGGUUCGAGACCCUGAGACAGACAGACUCACACACUCCGUCAGACACAGAGGAAUGACACUACUGCACCUCGCUGCUGCACAGGGAUACACACAACUCAUAGACACACUCAUACACUGGAGGAGCAUCAGCGUGAAUAGUUUAGAUCUGGAACAGGAAGUGGAUCCUCUGAAUGUUGAUCAUUUCUCCUGCACACCACUGAUGUGGGCGUGUGCUCUGGGUCAUCAGGCGGCUGCAGUGUUGUUGUACAGAUGGAGUAGUGCCGCUCUUGGUAUUCCUGAUUCUCUCGGUCGACUGCCGCUGGCCGUGGCACAUUCACGCGGACACACACGCCUGGCACGCUGUCUGGAGGAGUUACACACACACUCUCAGACACAACAACACACACAAGACACAUCUUCACCUCCGUACAGACCCCUCUCACCACUGUCCAGCAGCCCGGACACAGGUUUGAGUUCGUCCAGUAGCAUCCCCUCCCCCAGUGACCCGCCCUCACCCUCCCCUAGCUCCGCCUACUCCAGCGGGUCGGUUCCUGAUCCCAUGGACUCAGCCUCUUCCCCCUCCUCCCCCCUCUCUGUCCCUCCCCCCGCCGAUUCGACCGACUUGCUCUUCCUGAUGGAUUACGAGGCUGCGAGCCCCCCAUCGCCACCCCCCACGCACACGGACACGCUCUCUCUGCACUCUGAACUCGCCGACGAGCUGCUCAACUACAGCGAGAACGCAGAGAACGAAGAUUACCUGUCUGCUGAAGUCUUACAGGUCGACAUGGCAACACUUGCUGAGGAGAUCAUCGAGGCCACGCCUGAGCGAAUCAAACAGGAGGAGUUUAACCGGGAGGCGGAGGCACCGCUCCGAGAGAGGCGGGACAAUCCUGCCAUUCAUGACACCAUGCCCUGGCUCGCAACAUACCUCGACACGGUCGACAGGAGCCUGUGUCCCACCCCUCCCUGCCCCCUCAGUGAUUUGGCACUGCAGAGGCUCUGCCCUCCGAGUAGUGCAGCGUGGGCGGAGUUCCUGAAUGCAUCAGCCAAUGGGAGGAUGGAGAGAGAUUUCGCACUGCUGACGCUCACAGACACCGAACAGAGAGAGCUGUAUGAAGCCGCACGCGUUAUUCAGAAUGCAUUCCGCAGAUACAAGGGGCGGAGACUAAAGGAGCAGCAGGACAUGGCAGCCGCCGUUAUACAGCGCUGUUACCGCAAAUAUAAGCAGCUAACAUGGAUAGCAUUGAAGUACGCGUUAUAUAAGAAGAUGACGCAAGCAGCCAUACUGAUUCAGAGUAAGUUUCGCAGUUAUUACGAGCAGAAGAAGUUCCAGCAGUCGCGGCGAGCGGCCGUGCUCAUCCAGCAGUACUACCGCAGCUAUAAAGAGUACGAGCGAGUGAAACAGGGACCGCGCGGCCCCGGGACCCUCAACACCAAGAUCAAAGGGUCGUUCCUGACGAAAAAACAGGAUCAAGCAGCGCGGAAGAUCAUGCGUUUUCUCAGACGCUGCAGACACAGGAUUAAGGAGCUCAAACAGAGUAAAGAACUGGAGCGGAGAGGACUGACCACCUGAAUACACACACACACACACACACACACUUUCAGUCAUGUUUACAGUCAUCUACUUAAUAGCACUAUUCAGACGGUAAUUGUUUCACACAGGGACGUGAGGUAAUUCCAGAAUUUGCAGGGGCUAGUCAGUGAUUUUAUUGCCGUCUGAAUCGAAAAUGUCGUGAGUAAACUCCCGGCAGAGUUACCUACUGUUUCUUUUGAAAACACCAAGGUUGUGUGGUAAUUUAGGGUGCUUUCACACUAGAACUUUUGGUGUGCACCCGGGUUCGUUUGACGUCAUAGUUUGGUUCGUUUGGAUGAUGUGAACGCCAGACAAACACUCUCAUUCUCUAUGUCAUUGCACAUUCAGUGCAUCCGUUGCAGACAAACACAAGUGUCGUUCUGUGCAUGUGUAAAUCCAAAGAAACGAAUCAUUCAGUAACACAGUGAAGCUAUUGUCUUAUUGAGUUGUUACAUAGUUACAGUGGUAAACAGCUGCCGCUUGUACUCACGUUGCUAUGUAAACGGACCGUGGUUCGGACCCGAAUAAUAUGAUGCGAACAGAGACCAGCGGGAGGAAACGAACUCCGGUUCGGACCAAGCAAUCGAACCAACACCCUUAACCCUUUAAGCUCUGAAUGUGUUUUUAAAGAUUUCCUGUUUCAGUGGCAUACCCAAAAUUAAAGAGUCAAGUGUUUGUAUCAUCGUAAAGAAAACUUUUCAGAUUUUUGAAUUAUAUAGAUUAUGAUACAUUCUGAGACUCUCAGGCAAGAAACUGCUGAAAAAUAUCACAAAUAAUUGAGCCAAAAAUGUACUUUUUUUCUUAUUUGACUGAUUUUAAAUGAAAUCUCAGGAUGUAAAUAAGGUGUCUCGGAAAAACUGCUUUUGUUUUGUUCCCAAUCAUGUCAACUGUAUCUGAGAAAAAUGUUGUGUUGAUAUGACAAAGCAAUCAAAAGUUAUAACAUUACAAAAAUAAUUUAUCAUAGUGUCCAAAAACAUCUCCAAACAAAUAAAACAUAAUAAUUGUACAUAAGAACUAAUUACACAUGCAAACACAACAAUGACUAAAGGUUUGUAUAGCAUGCAGACAUGAUUUUAGUAAUGAGAUUUCACAGAAUGAGUUUCAUUCUGUGUCAUUUGAGUCAUCAUUGAGUCUGUGUCAUGUAUUUGGCGCCAUCUCCUGGUGGUCAUAUGUAACAUUGUGCUUCAUGUGGAUUAUCUAAUGAUCUAUACAUCUGAUUAUCUUGUGUGUGGACUCGUUUGAAAGAUAAUCACCUCCUCUAAGUAAUGAUAUGUGAUAUUUAUAAGCAGAAACGCGGCAUAUAAGCAACACCAACAUAAUUGUUAAAGACAUAUACUUAACUAUUACUCACUAUAUUUUUGUCUGUGAGUAAAACAAAUAGGCUGGUUGUAUUUUACUCUUUGAGAGCUUUCCAACAACAUAUGACACAUGACUAUUUGAUGAGUUUGAUGUUUUUACUGAUUGCAAUAAUAUGCGAAUUUCUUUAUAAAUGAUCAAAACGUAACACUUCUGAUUUAUCUGCAUAUUUUAAAGCACUUGUUCAGUUUUGGUCAUAAUGUCUACAUGCAUUGUAAAGUAGAGCUUCUAAACUUUCAAACGAUACCGAUUUUGUGUUGGUCAAGACUGUAGUUGUUAAUAUUUUGACGAUUAUAUUUUUUCCUCACAAUAUUAAUAUCCAUCCAAAUUUACAUCUCUAAGUUUAAAAGCAGGAGUCGAUCCAAUCCAAUAUGAGCUCUGCCAAGUGCCGUACGGUUACUAAUUGACUGGAUGCACGGUAAUGUGCAUGUGUAUGUUUAAUACAAUGGAGGCUUGUAUCACAGAAAUGUUGAAAAUUAUUCACAUAAGUUACUUUGGUGCUUCACUACGUACCUAACUUUUACUAACUAACCCACCUUUUUCUAUCACCAUAUAGAACAAGCGGAACUGAAAUCGUGAUCCACGAUGCCUUGACUAGUGGCAGAACUAAUCGACUAGUCAACUAGACGCAAAUGUUAUUUUACAGACGUCACCCUGAGAAACAAUUACCGUCCACAAACACACCUGCCAUUGCUUGGUUUCACACUCUUUUUCUAAACUACUGCAGAAUUUGGUUGUUUCUGAAGGUAAAUAUAUUGACAGAAAGGAGAGAUGGUUGUUUUUCAUUGGUUGAUUUUUUUUAAUUUUUUUUUACAGUUGUUGCUGCAACACAAAAGUUCAAGUUCAGCUUUACUGAAUGUUUUAAUGUAUAAUGGACCUCUAUGUAAAUGUAAACAGUAUAUAUACUCACAUAUAUUAUAAAGAGUAAAUCGUGUUGAUAUUAAUUUAUUUAUAGAUCUGAACUCUUGGAGAUACAUUUUAUAAUGUUUAACCUCAAAGGAAGUCGACUGCUAGUCUUAUUGCUCUUGAAACAGCAAAGAAAGGAAGACGCUGAGGUUGUGUUGGCAUCCAAAGUCUUAAAUUGUGGUUUACCAUGGUAACAGUCAGGAUAGAAAUGUAAAUGUUGCCAAGUGGUAAAGACCACAACACUCUCACAUGACAAAUCAUGUAAACCUUAAGAAACUGUUCAGACCCCAAACUUGACAACGGUUUGUAUUAAAGAAAUUACAAUAUAUGUCACAGUUAAGCAUAUCUUGCACAGAAUUUAAAGGAAUGUUCCGGGUUCAUUAUCUAUCGAUAAUACACCGUGAAAAAAAAUAAUUCUGUAGGUGAAAACAUUUGUUUAGGUUUAUUAGUGCCUUCCUGUGCCUAUCCUACAAAAAUAAAUAAAAUAAAAUAAAUAAAUAAUCUAAAAAAAAAAAAAAAUGUUCUGUCCAAAAAAAAAAAUCUUUUUUUUUUUUUUUCUCAAGAGGUAACACUUUUUUAUUUUUUUUAUUUUUUUUUGAGUAAAAAAAAAAAAAGAAAAUUAGAGAAAAAUAAAUAUUUUUAUAUAUGUUUAUUUUAUUUAUUUAUUUAUUUUUUUGUAGGAUAUAGGCUCAGAAAGGCACUAAAACGGCUAAAAAAAAAAAAUUUAAAUAGUUUUUCACAGUGUGGUUCGGGGCUGUCGUACCGAUUUCAUUUCUGUCUAUAAAAAUUUUUCGCCAUUUUGAACUUUCUGAAAAACCUACUUUUUUUUUAACUAGAUUCGCACAAAGUUUGGCAUAUUUCAUCAUGGGACACUCCUGACAAAAAGUUGUUCGAAGAAUUUUGUUUCGUCAAAGCGCUUCAGAGAUACAAGCCAAUAAAAUAUUUGGCCGUGGCCCUUUUUUGCCUAUCAACCUUUAUCUUCUAAACGGGUCGUUCUUUAAAAAUGCGAACUUUCUGACUUACAAAAUAUUGAAAUGUUCAAUUCAGUACAGUUUAGUUUUUGCCCACAGAGUAAACAUUAGAAGUUAUUUUUGUAUGUUCAAAAUUCCAGUUUUUAACAUCGAUCAAGGGACAAAAUUUCUUUUUUUAAUUAUUACAUUUUUUUUAUUAUUUAUUUUAUGCUUUUUAUGCUCUUGUUAGGCCUUGCACUAAUGCUUGACCUGAGAAAAUAAACGUAAAUUACUGUAAAUGUCCUAUUUGAAAUCUUUUUCAUGGACAUGUUUGGCACCCUAUUUUGAUAAUGACCCAAACGCAAAGUCCAAACUUUACGAAACGUAAUAAACUUCGACAUUUUGAGGAUGCACACCAAAUAACGCACACUUAUGCCCAUAGGGGGUGCUAUAACUACAAAAUGUAAAAACUGCAACUGUUUCAUUAAGAAAGUUGGAAUUAGCAUGCAUCAUUUUUGAUUAUUGUGAUAACGUGUCCUUAAAAUUUUGUCGGACAAAUAAAAAUAAAUGGCCGCCAACUGCCAAUCAAAGCAGCGGAUAACUUCUGCUUUAAAAGUUACGCUCUAGGCGAGACGUUAGAUUGCUUGUUUACUUUGAAAGGCUUUUUUCAUCGAUGUUAUUGUAACCAUUUGUCAGUACUGAAAGUAUGUUGGUGGCACAUUUCGCUCAACAAAAACUCUCAUCCGGCACCCCCCUUUCAUUUUGCGCCCUUGGCAACCACUUAUGUCGCCUAUGCCACAAGUCCAGUGCCCCCAAAUCAUAUGCUCACUUUUUUUAUCUCGUCCUAGGCCGUUUGUCUGAUUCGCACGAAAUUUGGUACGUAUCAUCUAAAAAUGCUCCUGACAAAAUGUUAUCAAAAAUUUUGGGGAUUCGUUAAGUUGUUCGCCAAUAUGUUUUUGGGUGUGGUCCAUGAUGACGAAUUGCUCUGUAUCUUGUGAGCUCAGUAUUCAAACGUAACUAAAUUUGGUGCACAUGGACAACAGAACAUUCUAAGGUCGCAUGCCAAAUUUGAUAAAUUUCCGAUGCUAGCGGGCGCUAAGAAUGAAAAAAAUCCUAAUUGUGCAGCUGUGAUUAAAGCGGUUGAAAUUCGACACCAAAACGGCUGAUUGCGCAGGAUCUGCUGUCAGAUUUGGCUGUUUUGGUCAUGUUUUAUUCAAGGCAAAAAUAAUCCUAUUUCAGUUGUGAGCUUGCGGUCUGAAUUGGAUGAGAAAAAAGAGCAUCUACCGCGAAAUAACGCCAAAAACAACACGUCUUUCUGUUGCAUUGUGUUCGCUGUAUCUGCACUCAAACAUACAGUGUGAAUAGUGAAUGAACAAAUGACUCAUAUGAGCCAGUUCUUGUGCUGAAUCGCUCCAAAUGACUCAUAUGAGCCAGUUCUUGUGCUGAAUCGCUCCAAAUGACUCACGAGUUACGUUCUGAAUGGCUUGAAUCUCUGACUGAACACACUGAAUCAUCUGAAUGGCUAAACCGCAAGUCUUUCAGUCAUGAAACGAAGCAUUUUGUUUACUUAAAGGUUUGUAAAACAAAUCCGUAUACUUGUGAUAGAAUCGCUUACUUUCUGUGCAAAGUUAUUUAACUUCUUGUGAACCAGGACCAUUUUGUUUUUGUAAGACUAUAGUAAGACUGAUUUCAAUCAAACUUUAUUAAGCGUCUUCAUUUCUGAAACUGAACACUGAUGUGAUGUUUGAUCAGUCACAUGAAUGCACUAGGCAUCGUUUGAUAGGAUGAAGAUUUUACAUGUUUUUUUAAUGUGCCUUGAGGUGUUUUUAACUGAAUGAACCGCAUCAGUUCUGUGUCAUUGAUAAAACGUCUUGACCUUUAUGCAUUCGACUGUAAAUAGUGUACAAUAUAAAGAGCUGGUGAAAGUAUAUUUAAGAAUCAAUACGUUUGCUUCUGUCUUGUUUAAUUUAUUCCUGUACUGACUGCUGAUAUGCACGGUUGUAUUUACAUGAGAUGUUUUCUGGCAUGAUUUUGUUUGCAUGAGUUCUGUUUGUUUCUGUUUUCACUCACAGGUCUUUAGUGAUGAUUCUGCUGAUACUUAUGUGACUAUCAUAAGUUUAUGGAAAUGUUUGGGUUCAUUUCAUUGACAUUUUGCAGAUAUUUGUUGAUGCUGUUUUACUUUUCAUAACAUUUCAUUAAAGUUCAAAUUCAAGUUUA